Heterostelium album PN500 is the source of this 1026-nucleotide messenger RNA. RefSeq lists its product as uncharacterized. The record is from RefSeq and is a predicted model, not a curated record. Lineage: Eukaryota; Evosea; Eumycetozoa; Acytosteliales; Acytosteliaceae. The transcript has 3 exons. Bases 1 to 1026 code for a protein of 341 amino acids.
AUGAAUCCUAAAGAACCAUUAACAAUCCUAUUAAUCUUAUUAAUAAACUCUGUUAUUUUGUUAAUAUUAAAUAUAGUUGCAAUUGCAACAGAUUGGUAUUAUAUUAAAGAUGAAGCUAUUCUGGCUUACUAUAGUCCUUCAGGAAUAAUACCAGCUACAUUUAUUUCAUAUCAUUACAGCUUAUAUGGUGUCAGAAAAGAUAUUGAGUCUCCUGAAUAUACAAUAAAUACUGAAUAUAGUAAAUACACUGAUUUUAAUAACCGUCCACCAUAUAUUCAACAUUUUAUGGCAAUUGGAGUAUUUCAAUACUUUUCACUUUUCUUUGUAGUUGCCCUCAUCGGAUCACUUGUCUUAUCACAUAAAGCUCCGAAAUCUUUGGCACCAUCAGUCUCUGUAAUUUGUAUGGUAUUAAUAACAUCAUUCCAAAUAAUUUCAUUCUUCUUAGAAGUUAGUCUACCAAUAGCUUUUCGAAAAGAAAAUAAUUGUUUCUUAUAUUGGUGCAGUAAACUUGCUAGUACUGAUGAAAGAUCCCAAUGGGGACCUAGAGCUGGAUUCUUUGCCUGUGUUGUUCUUUUAUUCUUUUGUAUAAUCGGUGUCAUUCUUGAAAUGAAAGAGAAACCACCUGUCAUACCAAUGGUAAACAUUCCACAAGUUAACUACCAGCCAUGUGAACCAAUCCAACCACCAUUGUUGUUCCCUGCAGAUUUGGAUUUGGAUCCAAGAGCUUUGUAUGUAGUGGUACCUAUUACAUCACCUGUAGUUGGCUCCAAUGGUGAUGUUACUCAAUAUAUUCAACAAAAUAUAUUCCAAAAAUAUGAUCCAUCAAACCCAGAUAGACAGGUAGUUUUAACAGGUGCUCAACAAACUCCCCCCUCUGGCCUAAUAAUACCAACAAAUAUUGAAAUUAAUCCAAAACUUUGGUAUCAAAUGGCACAAAAUCAAAUUCCAGUAAUUGAUCCAAGUGGUAUUCCAACUCACUUUGUAACUCAAUUUGUUUUACAAGUGACCAAUGUACCAUCUAAAUAA